UCUCGCUGCCGUUGGAUUCACUGAGGAGCAGCAGAGCAGGAGGUGGGACUGGGAUUGGACUGGUGAGAGGUGGUUGUCAGGUGUCCUCUGUUUAUCUGUGAUGACCAGGAUGUAGUAUUGCUAGCGCCGCAAUGGAGGAGACUGUCAUAUGGGAACAGCACACAGUAACUCUACACAGGGCACCAGGGUUUGGCUUUGGGAUAGCCAUCUCAGGAGGUCGGGAUAACCCUCAUUUUCAGAGUGGUGAGACCUCCAUCGUCAUCUCGGACGUCCUGAAGGGAGGGCCAGCCGAGGGCCUACUGCAGGAGAAUGACAGAGUCACGAUGGUCAACGCUGUCUCCAUGGACAACGUGGAGCAUGCAUACGCUGUCCAGCAGCUACGGAAAAGUGGCAAGAAUGCAAAAAUUACGAUCAGACGGAAGCGGAAGGUGCAUGUGCCCAUGGGUCGGCUGGGGGAGAGGGAGACCAUGUCGGAGCAUGAGGAGGAGGAGGAGGAGGACAGUUACGACGAAGAGAUAUACGAGACGCGCUCCACACGCAGCGGCCCCAGUGCCUACAGCGGCGUGGGAGGGGCCUCGGCCCGGCGCAGCGGGAGGAGCACCGGAAGGCGGGACCGGGACAGAGAGCGGGAACGCAGCGGCUCACGUGAGAGGAGUCUCUCCCCGCGCUCCGACCGGCGCUCGCUCAACCAGCCCCCGCGGCCCGCCAAAGUCACCCUCGUCAAGUCCCGCAAGAAUGAAGCAGAAUAUGGCCUUCGCCUGGCCAGCCACAUCUUCGUGAAGGACAUCUCCCCCGAGAGCCUGGCGGCCAGGGACGGAAACAUACAGGAGGGAGACGUAGUACUGAAGAUCAACGGCACGGUGACAGAGAACCUGUCGUUGAUAGACGCUAAGAAGCUGAUUGAGAGGUCAAAGGGCAAGCUGAAGAUGGUGGUGCAGAGAGACGAGAGAGCUACGCUGCUGAACAUACCAGACCUGGACGACAGCAUCCCAUCAGCCAACGCCUCCGACAGAGAUGGUGAGGGACACUACAUAGACAUUUCAGAUAUCCAUUCGGUGGCGUCCGACCAUUCCAACCGAUCCCAUGACAGACAUCGUAGCAGCCGUUCCCGCUCCCCUGACAGGCGCUCUGAACCCUCCGACCACUCCAGACCCUCGCCUCCACAGAUCAGCAACGGCAGUCACAGAAGUCGUGAGGAGGAGAGGAUCUCGAAGCCGACAGCGGUACCAGGCAAGCUAGCGGAGGAGCUUCCUGCCCUGCACAAGCCCCUGGAGCAGCCAGUCACCAGGGAGGAGAAACCGCUACCACCCCCACCAGAGCCCAAGCCAGUAUAUGCCCAGCCAGGCCAGCCUGAUGUGGACCUGCCAGUCAGCCCCUCUGAUGCCCCUGUGCCCAGCGCUGCCCAUGAUGACAGCAUUCUACGGCCAAGUAUGAAGCUGGUGAAGUUUAAGAAGGGGGAGAGUGUGGGUCUGAGGCUGGCAGGGGGGAACGAUGUGGGCAUCUUUGUAGCAGGAGUCCUGGAGGAUAGCCCAGCAGCUAAGGAGGGACUGGAGGAGGGGGACCAGCUUCUCAGGGUUAAUAAUGUGGAUUUUGCUAAUAUAAUCAGAGAAGAGGCGGUGCUGUUUCUCCUUGACCUCCCUAAAGGUGAAGAGGUCACCAUCCUGGCCCAGAAGAAGAAGGAUGUGUACCGGCGGAUCGUGGAGUCUGAUGUGGGCGACUCGUUCUACAUCCGGACCCACUUUGAGUAUGAGAAGGAGUCUCCGUACGGCCUAAGCUUCAACAAGGGAGAGGUGUUCAGAGUGGUGGACACCCUUUACAACGGCAAGCUGGGCUCCUGGCUGGCCAUCCGCAUCGGGAAGAACCACCAGGAGGUGGAGAGAGGCAUCAUACCCAACAAGAACAGAGCGGAGCAGCUGUCCAGUGUGCAGUACACCCUCCCCAAGACAGCAGGGGGCGACAGGGCUGACUUCUGGAGGUUCAGGGGCCUGAGGAGCUCCAAGAGGAACCUGAGGAAGAGCAGAGAGGACCUGUCGGCCCAGCCCGUCCAGUCCAAGUUCCCCGCAUACGAGAGGGUGGUGCUUAGAGAGGCUGGUUUCCUCAGGCCUGUGGUGAUAUUUGGACCCAUCGCAGACGUGGCACGAGAGAAAAUCUCCCGAGAGGAGCCCGAUCUGUUUGAGCUCGCAAAGAGUGAACCUAGAGACGCGGGGAAAGACCAGCGUAGUUCAGGAAUCAUCCGUCUCCACACCAUCAAGCAGAUCAUCGACAAAGACAAACAUGCGGUGCUGGACAUCACCCCCAAUGCAGUGGACCGUCUGAACUACGCCCAGUGGUACCCCAUCGUAGUGUUCUUGAACCCAGACAACAAGCAGGGGGUAAAGAACAUGAGAACCAGGCUCUGUUCCGAGUCCAGGAAGUCCGCCCGGAAACUCUAUGAGAGAGCCCUGAAACUAAGGAAGAACAACCACCACCUCUUCACCACCACCAUCAACAUGAACAACAUGAACGACGGCUGGUACGGAGCUCUGAAGGAGACCGUCCAGCAGCAGCAGAACCAGUUGGUCUGGGUGUCCGAGGGCAAGGCGGACGGAGCUCCGGACGAUGACCUGGACAUCCACGAUGACCGUCUGUCAUACCUGUCAGCUCCAGGCAGUGAAUACUCCAUGUACAGCACGGACAGCCGCCACACCUCUGACUACGAGGACACGGACACAGAGGGCGGGGCCUACACCGACCAGGAACUAGACGAGACGCUCAACGACGAGGUUGGCCUGUCCACAGAGCCAGCCAUCACCCGCUCCUCAGAGCCCGUCGUCCAGGACCCCUCGUCUGGCGGUUACCCUGGAUACCAGCACAUUGCUGUGACUCUGCCUGACCCGGUCAACCGCAUCCAACCGUCCGGGUUCAAGAUGGCCGCCGCUCCUCAGCAGCAAGACAGUGCUGCUCUGGCCAUUCCUUCCUCUCUGCUACCUGCGGCGGUGGUGCCCCCUGUUGUUGAGGCUGAGUCACAGCACCCUGCACUGCAGGUAGAGGGUAUGACCCCUGAACCCGAGGAGGCGGCUCCGGCUGCAGACUCACUCCCCAGCAGCCAUGCUCCUACUGAGCUAGCCCCGCCCCCAACACCACCACCACUCGAACCCCAACCCCUGUCUGAUCCGCAGCUCGGCCCUGGUCCCAAACCGAAGAUGUACAAGAAGGAUCUAUACAGUCUGGAGGAGCCAGUGAGAGUGAACCACGGCGGCAUGAAGUCGUCUCUGAGCUACACCCACCAGCCCUACCAGGACAAACAGCCAUACCGCCAGUACGACCACCCGCCUUCCGCCUACUGUAGCGACGGGGGCGGGGGGGGCUAUGCCAAACCAAAGCAGCCUCACCAGGGGAACUUUGACUCUCACGCUCCUCACCUGCACUACAACAACCGUGUGCCUCAACACUACGACGACGGCCAGUGGCCCCCCUACGACCAGCAGACCUCUUCUCCUCAGCCCCCGGGGUACCAGACUGGGCCGGGCCACCAGCAGGGUUACACCCCAAGGGGGACCACCCCCUACGAGGACGGCCCCGUCAGGGACUACAGCCCCCCCCAGCCCUGCUACGAUGAGGCCCCGGCGGGGAUGCAGGGCUACGAUGGCAGGCCUCGUCACGGUAAACCUCCAGGGCGGUACGAUGAACCGCCUCCCCCGCCCUUGGCUGGCCCUUACGACGCUCGCUCCCCCUACGAGCCGGAGCCCCCUCACUGCUACCCCCUCAGCUCUCCCCGCUCCCCGGACCCCCCCAAGCAGUAUUACGGAGACUCUGCUCCUGGCCUUAGAUCCCCCUAUAACCCCGGGCCUCCCAGCCGGGGCAGUGGUGGGGGCUACAACCAUGAGCCUCUAAUGAACUCUGACCCGCCCCCGCCCCCUCCCAAACCCGAACCCCUGGCCUCCCCAGGAGAGAUGGGGGCAAACGCGGGGUCAAAACCCCUCCCUCCACCGCCCUGGGGGGAGGAGGAGAGGGACGAACCGGCCAUGAAGCCCCAGUCGGUGCUCAACAGGGUCAAGAUGUUUGAGAAUAAGAGGUCGCUGUCUGUGGACCGGGCCAAGGAGGCUGGCGACUCCACCGUGAUGAGGCCUGCAGACCUGCCCAGACCUGUGACUGCACCUGGCCCUGUCCCCAAAGCCAACUCCCUCAGCAACCUGGAGCAGGAGAAGUCUACUUACAG
This is a messenger RNA of Coregonus clupeaformis (lake whitefish), 4198 nucleotides long. Its product is annotated as tight junction protein ZO-1-like. Gene Ontology annotation, cellular component: bicellular tight junction; plasma membrane. The record is from RefSeq and is a predicted model, not a curated record. Gene Ontology annotation, molecular function: cell adhesion molecule binding. Lineage: Eukaryota; Metazoa; Chordata; Actinopteri; Salmoniformes; Salmonidae. Gene Ontology annotation, biological process: cell-cell junction organization; positive regulation of blood-brain barrier permeability; establishment of endothelial intestinal barrier.